Phyllostomus discolor (pale spear-nosed bat) is the source of this 3077-nucleotide messenger RNA. It is a transcript of the gene RNF222, whose product is annotated as ring finger protein 222. The transcript is spliced from 3 exons. The record is from RefSeq and is a predicted model, not a curated record. Bases 632 to 1267 code for a protein of 211 amino acids. Lineage: Eukaryota; Metazoa; Chordata; Mammalia; Chiroptera; Phyllostomidae.
GGCAGCUGUCACAGUAAGAGCAACAGGAGGGCGUGCUGCAUGCCCAGCACCUCUGGGUGGCUCAGAUCUGCCCUAAAGAGGCCCCGGGUGAAGAGGUGGAUACUGCUCUUCCUGACCUUAGCCAAAGCUUGGCUCCCAAGGACUUUUGGCCGUUUCACAACACCAGAUAUAGACUCCAAGGAUGAAAAUCUGUCUUCACUGAGGUUAAUAAGAAGGCUCUUAGGCAGCCCUCUUAGAAGACUAUGAAGAAUUACUGAGCGGCGGCAGGCCGAGAAUGAGCCUACAGCUCCCUGAGGUGACUACGCAGAGGGCCAGCAGGCAUUUGGAUGUGUAGGUUCUGUGCUUUAUUUUCAAAACCGUCCUUGCUUUACAACCACACAGCACAGAGGAAUGCAACCAAUGGCUGGACACAAACCAAUGGAUCAGGCAACCCCUGGGCAGGGAGACUGAGGAACAGCAGAGGCUUGUAUGGGAAACAGCCACUCAGGACACAGGCCCACACUGGGGCCUGGACUGAGGCUGGGGGAGCAUCUACUCAACCACCUGCUUCCCCCCCAGGAACUGGGUCUGCCUGCCUUCACUUCCUGCAAGGAAGCAGGAAGAGCUAAGGCCCCGUCUCCCUGCAGCAGCCAUGUCAGAAGGGGCGAGUAAGGACAGCGCAGGCAGCGAAUGCCCCGUGUGCUAUGAGAAGUUCCGUGAUCUGGAGGGCGCCAGCCGGACACUGAGCUGUGGCCAUGUCUUCUGCCAUGACUGUCUUGUCAAGUACCUACUCUCCACCCGAGUGGAUGGGCAGGUCCAGAGGACCAUCGUCUGCCCCAUCUGCCGCUAUGUCACCUUCCUCAGCAAGAAGAGCUCCCGCUGGCCCUCCAUGCUGGACAAGAGCUCCCAGACCCUGGCUGUGCCUGUGGGCCUGCCCUCUGGGCCACCGACAAGCACCCUAGGCCACACAAACCCCCUGGCUGUCUCCCAGCCUGUCUGGAGAACCUCCCUGAGUCAGAGCACCCAGCUCCCCCUGGACUCACUGCCCAGCCUGGCCCGGGAGCCUCAGAUCUUCAUCAUCAGCCGCCACGGGAUGCCCCUCGGGGAACAGGACAGUGUCCUGCCACGGCGCAGCCUGGCGGAGCUCUCUGAGGUGUCACCAGCACCCAGCUCCACCCGGUCAUUCUGCUGCCGUUCCCGCGCCCUCCUUCUCAUCACCCUCAUUGCCGUGGUGGCGGUGGUAGCUGCCAUCUUGCCCUGGGUGCUGCUGGUGAGGAAGCAGGCAUGAGUUGUGGCCGCCAAGGGCCAGCCAGCAAGACCUAGCUUGGAGCUGCUCUGGAAACUGCCCCACUUCACCCCACAGGGCUGUCCUGGCCUGGGUGGGAGCAGAGGCCCCCAGUGCAGACCUAGGCUAACCAACCUGAGGGAUGAGUGGGCACAGGGGAGGCCUGGGGCAGAGAGAGGGCAUUAGGAUAGUGCUAGCUGAAAGUAUGGUGGCAUGUCCUCACCUCCAGCUGCUUGCUCCCAGCAGGGAUUCAGGCAUGACAGGGAAGCUGGGGGCUGGUGACCUUGGAGGCUAGGGCUCGGCUGAGUACCUGACCUCUAGACUGAGAUGGGAACUCCAGGCUCUAGGCCAGGGUCAAAAAUGUGGAGGAAGCUGCUCCUCAGAAACAACAGCUGUGCCACCCACCACCUCCUGUAGCCUCAGCAGAUACUUUCCCCUACCUCUAGGCUGGAACUGAGCAAGGUGGGAAGAUGGGCGGUUGCCCGUUCCUGUGUUGGGGGUCGCCAGCCCUGAAGUGUAGUCCUUAUCUGCCAGGUGACCUACCUGAAGCCAGGUGGGGCUCCUUUGUGGGGACUAGGAAUUCUGCUGGGUGGGGGCCCAACGGCAGGACUCCUCUGGGUCAGAAUGCCCACCCAGGAUUCUCUAGUUUGUUCUCACAAACAGAAGGGGUGGCACAAGGGCCAAAAGCACGCGUGUUUCCCAGAAUCUCAGCACCCACCCAUGAUCCUCACAGCUGAGCCACUGUGCACCCUCCCACCCCUAAGUCCUUCCUGCCCCCAAAUCCUCCCCAUCCCCAAAUUGCCAGCCUGGAAGGGGUACCUCCUCAAAGAAGGUGCUGAUCUCAGAGCUGUGGCCCCGGAUUUCUGGAGGAAGUAAUAGAAAAGGGUCUUCCCGGGGAGCUGAGGCCAAUUCAAGCCACAGGGGUGUGUUGACAGAGGCCGAAGCCAGCAGAAUGACCCACAAACACAGCCAGAGUUCUCCUCAAGCCUCCCAGGCCCAAGGAAUGGUCCAAAUUUUGAGUCUUGGCUUGUCAAGGAUGGAUCGGAAGGAAGGUGGGGAGUCCAGGAGAAGCCUAAUGGUCGAGACUUGAAUCAGCUGAGAACUAUGUGGGCAAUUAACCCCUGGGGGCUCCCACCUCCCUCCCAGCCCCAGUCCUCCUCCUCAUGACCCAAGCACUCAUUAGAGGCCACACCAGCUGGGCCAGUUUCUGAGGUGGCUCCUCAGGCGGGGCUGGGUAAGGAAGGGUGGGGAAGAAAACAGCUGUGCUCGUCAGGGAUACUACCGUCUCCACAAACCCUGAAACCCAGGUGCUGUCACACACUGGGCAAGGCCUCCACACCCGGGGACCCCACCCUGGACUGUGCUGGGGGCAAGUCAUUCAGGAACAACUAUUUUAUGUUUACUAAGGCCCCUAAGUCAGUGGGUCAUCAUCUUAAAUUAACUUUACGGUUAAAAACAAAAAAACCCUCCAGCCAUUCUUUCAAAUAGGUGGUUGUUAGCAGUCCAGGUGAGCCAACAGCUGAGCCCUCCACAACCUGUACCUCUCUGCUGGCAGUGUGCUACCGCAGGGAAAGAAAUAACACUCACCUCCCGUUUAGUUCCCAGACUCCGAAGUGGCUGGCAUUUGGGAACCAUUAAGCAGUGGGGUCCAUGCAGCAGGGAUUAUUCGGGACUCGGGGAGGGUGGGUUUAAAGCAUACGUGGAUCUCUUCGUGCUCUCUUCAAGACUAGAGAAGAGCACAAGUGCUACUUGGGGGGCUACAGGUGGGUUCAUGGGGGAAAUAUUUAUAAUGGGAAUAAAAAUGUUAACUUUA